Messenger RNA from Phytophthora infestans T30-4, 2948 nucleotides. RefSeq lists its product as uncharacterized. The transcript is spliced from 3 exons. Lineage: Eukaryota; Oomycota; Peronosporomycetes; Peronosporales; Peronosporaceae. Gene Ontology annotation, molecular function: sphingomyelin phosphodiesterase activity. Gene Ontology annotation, cellular component: extracellular region. The coding region runs from base 105 to 2780 and encodes 891 amino acids. The record is from RefSeq and is a predicted model, not a curated record.
CACACCCCUGCUGGCGUCUGUAGCGUUGCAAACUCAAAGCCACACUCGACCGACCAUCCUGAGGGUUUACGCCAACGUCGUGGCGACGUAGCGCAGUCGACAGCAUGCCGAACGUCGAGGACGCGGACGUUCCGCUCCUCCAGAGCAACUCGCGCCGCCAGCGCGCACCACACGCCAAGAGCGACCUGCCAAUCAUGACCGACAUGGACGAAUACAUUUGCUAUGGCGACCGCGUCGCCUUCCUGUGCGAGGGGCAGCUCCUCGCGCUCACCCACAAAUUCAACUUAACAUACCAGCAGAUGGCGCUUUUGGCCGCCUCCACACUCGCCACAGGCGGACUCAUGGGCAUCGCCGGCUUCUUUGUGUGGCGUAAGGGACUUUUCCGUAAACGUUACGCCGCGCUCUUCGGUGCCGAGAUCUACAACGAGGACGAUCUCAUCGGCUCCGAGGACCCAUCGGUUGUGACGCUAGACAACGUCCCUCUAUUAGGCGGAGAUAGAGACAUUCGCAGCAAAACCCAGUCAACUUUAACCUCCAGUCGCAUCACCACAACUAGCGGCGUGGCAGGAGAGCCCGACGAUCCUGUCGGAGGAUCCAAAGCUGCCCACGGGUCGGUGGCCUUUCGACUGUUCGAGUUCGACCCAAAGAAGCAACAACUCGUCUUCUCUAGUGUCGGUCUGCCUGUUAAAUUCGGGACUCCGCUGGUAGUAGUCCACGCGGAAACGGGCCGAGCUAUCAGUAAGCCGCCUGUGAACUUGACUUUCCAUCGACAAGUACGAGCCAGUCUGUUUGCUAUGGAGGAAUCGGCUGUGCAUCUCAACGCUAUCAAAAGAUCAACAAGACCCCAGUCGGCGCUUGUCUCGUCUAGUAACACUAGCCACAAUAACGGAGAAGUGGGAGCCUUGAGAGCGACAGUGGCGGACCCUACGACUAGGGACCAACAGGAAGCAGAAUCGAGCGAACAAGCUGCAGAAUCGACCAGUCAGGGAGAUUUUAUGGUCGAUUUGGUGGACCAAAGUCAGAACCAAGGGCCGAGUCAGCGUCAAGCGCACGUUCUGACCAACUACCCGAGAGGAAGGAAGCUCCAGAACCUUAAUCCGACCAACAAGCAUCGUCCACGCAGCCGCAAGCAGCAGCAGUCGGCACGAUCGAUGCAGUACAAUGGUCAGCGGCGUAGCUUAGACUUAUCCAGCGCAUCUGCUGCAGCGUUCCGAGCGGCGAUAAGUGACCCAAGGACGCAACAACCGACUUGUUCCUACGGUGACGAUGCCAUCGGAGCGUCUGUCGUCAACAUCACAGACACAACCAACACGUCGUCCGGUCGCGGUCGUCGUCGUGCUGCGAGCUCCUCAGCAUCGGCCAUCCAAGGCUCGAGGUCCAAUGCCUUCUACCGAUCCAUCUCCGAGUCCUACAUGAACAUGGUCUCCGAUAUUACCGACACGCUACAGCAACAGCGUGACCGUCAACGCGACCGUCAGGAGCUGAGACGUCGACAAAAAGCACUGAUGAAAGACCUGCCCAACAUGUCGUUCAAUAACCCUCUGGGGAAGUAUUACGUGGCCACAGUGGAGCCGGUCCGUCACCAGACAACGGGCAGCAACUAUCGCCUUCCGGUGGCUCCGAGCGAUGAAUAUCUACGCUGGGGACAGCCCAUGUCAGUGGUGGCCAAGUACAACGGUCGAGCGUGUGGAAUUCGGCCUCGAGAAUACUACAAGGACAGCGAUUUGUACUUGACGACUGAGGCGACACCGACGACGAUCGUGCCGUUGCGUGAAGACGGCGAUCUCAAGUGCAUGGCCAAGGAGUCGACGCGGUAUCUGGCACAUCUUGAGAAGCGUCAAGUGCACGUCAGUGUGGGGACGUACAACGUCUGGAUGAUGCCUCGCAAGGUGAGCGCGUUCACGAGCUGUUCUCCUAAGAAGAACACGCGUGCGCGACUAAUUGGCGAUCUCUUGCCUCCGUGCGACAUCUGGGUCUUGACCGAGUGCUUCGACUAUCGCGCUCGCGACAUUCUGCUGGACAAGAUGACGGAAGCGGGCUACUUUUUCUUCUCGCCGACGGUGGGGCAUAAACGCAUUAACAAGUCCAACAUGCGCAAGUUGCUCAACGGAGGCGUGUUGCUAGCCAGUAAAUACCCAAUUCUCAGUGUCCGGGUGAAGCUGUUCGAAGGCGCUUGUGCUGGCGCCGACAAGCUGGCUGAUAAAGGCGUUCUGUACUGCAAGAUCUUGAAGGACGGACUGCUGGUUCACGUGUUCUCGACCCAUUUGCAGGCGUGGAACGACCCGCUGUCAAGGACCAUGCGGAAGCUGCAGAUGGACAUGAUCGCAAACUUUAUGCGAGCGAUGGACAUUGACGAGGUGAACGACGUCGUGUUGUUCGUGGGCGACUUGAACGUCGACUACCAUCUGAACAAGACGAACCAGGAGUAUGACGAGAUGCUCAACAUCUUCGAAGCGAAGGACCCGUCCGCUGUGCAUCCACGGAAACUUGGCAACGCGUCCGACUCCGAUAAGAAGGAGUCGGCGGCCGAGUUCAAGCACCUGCGCAAGUACAGCUUCGACCCACGUGUCAACGCUCUGGCGGCUGACGGAUUGAGCACGGACGGCAGUCUCGAGUUGCUGGACUACAUUCUCUACUCCCGCACGCACCGUCAGCCGACGACCGCGUCGAGUUGGGUCCAGCCGCUGACCACGUCGCAGCCGUGGAUGUGGCGCAACCAACCGCAGUACAAUCUGUCGGACCAUUUCCCGGUUGUGAGCGAGUUCACUUUUGAUAUGUAAGAACAAGAUGUGCGCUGAUGAAGGACGCGCUCCCACUUGCAGGAAUCCUUGGGCGGGAUGGUCGUGCCGACGGUCUUCGGAGUGUGAUUGUUAUUUUGCUUGUUGUGUGUUUUCGCUAUUUUAUCGCAAGUACAUUAUGGGAAAUUCAAAGGAAAUUUUGAACUUGGC